Molecule: messenger RNA, 2751 nt
Organism: Suillus clintonianus
Lineage: Eukaryota; Fungi; Basidiomycota; Agaricomycetes; Boletales; Suillaceae
Exons: 9
Coding region: 1-2751 (916 amino acids)
Source: RefSeq, a predicted model, not a curated record
AUGGCCCAAUGGGUUAAGGAGGAGCGAGAGAAAUAUCUUAUGGAACUCAUUAGACUCGAAGGCCGCGGUGAUUAUGCUACCCGUGAAGCCUGUCGCGGGAAUCGUGAAUGCACAUUCGAGCCGGAGUAUCGUUGCAAGGACUGUUUUGGCACUGAACUGUACUGCAAGGGUUGCAUGGUAGAAAGGCAUCGUGAUAAUCCGCUGCACAGGAUCGAGCACUGGAAUGGUUAUUACUUCGAGGAUACUACCCUCAAAUAUCUUGGACUCCGAAUCCAGCUUGGCCAUGCAGUUGGUGAACGAUGCUUCAAUCAAUCCAAGGCAUUUGAUGACGAUUUCGUGAUUUUGGACAUCAAUCAUGUUCACGAGGUCGCACUGGAUUUUUGCGAGUGCUCGUGCGCACAAAGUCACACCACACAAAUUCUUCGAGCCCGCUUAUACCCUGCAACAUGUUCCGAUCCAAAAUCAGCUGCCACCUUCCGAGUUUUGCAACACUUCCAGAUGUUGACUUUCGAGUCAAAAGCGUCCGCAUUCGAAUAUUGGCAGACGCUCGCUCGUCUCACAGAUAACACGGGUAUCAAGCCCUGCAAGGAUCGCUACGAAAGCUUAUUGCGUAUGAUCAAGCAAUGGCGGAACAUCACGCUUCUAAAACGCUUCGGCCGAGGUCACGAUCCUGCUGGUAUCAAUGCGACUGAACCUGGAGGAUGUGCGGUGCUGUGUCACGCCUGCCCUCAUCCUCGCAAGAAUUUACCAGAUGACUGGAGAAUGGCGCCCCCUGACAAGCAAUGGCUGUAUGCACAAUAUUUUGCUAUUGACGCGAACUUUCGGUUGGUCCGGAAGAACGUGUCCUCUGAUAGCGUUGACCCUGGUUUGAGUAAAGGGUGGUCUUAUUUCGUCGAGGAGACCGGCUUUAAAGUAUUCCUGAAGGAUAUUGGAAAGGUCUCACAAGAGAAAAGCACUUGCGUCAAUCACAACGCCGUGAAUCUCGCUGAAACAAAGAACUCACGAGGGCUGGCUGCGACAGGAGCAGGAACCGUGGACUGUUCUCGUCACAACUUCAAGCGGCCAUGCGGAGUGGGAGAUCUUCAACGAGGAGAAAAGUAUAUGAACAUGGAUUAUCUCUUUUUCUCGACCGUGCAGCACUCUGAUGAAGUCAGCGUACUUAACGUAUCCUACGAUAUUGCCUGUCAGUGGAGCAAACAUCUAUGGGACCGCAUGUCAAAAUACCCCUCGCGUCUACACUUCGAGCGCGACGGAAAGACAAUGACAUUCCUUAUUCCAAAGUUUCACUUACCAGCUCAUAUCGCCGCCUGUCAGAUAUCAUUCUCGCAUAACCUUAUCAAGGGGAUGGGACGCACCGAUGGUGAGGCCCCAGAGCGAGGAUGGGCCAACAUCAAUCCCGUCGCUACAAGCACACGGGAGAUGGGUCCUGGUGCACGCAGAGAUACUCUUGAUGACCAUUUCGGUUACUACAACUGGAAAAAGGUGACUAACUUUGGCAUCAGUUUAUUGAGCAAGAUAAAGACCGCAAUCCCUGAGUGUGAACAACACCAAUCCGAUUUCAACGAAUUCAACCGUGCACUGACUGAAGAACGGCCGAGUGAAGUGGCCCAGUGGAAAGAAGUUGUUGAAAACUGGGAGUCCGACCAUUCAAGCAAAAAUCCGUUUGAGAUAAGGACGGUCUCCAUGACACUGGCGGCCGUGCGCCUCAAACUGUCUCAACAAGAAGCCGAAGACCUCGAAAAUGGGCUCAACAAUUCAUUGCAUAUGGAUAUCUCACCCGGCGUACUGAUAUCAUCUGGACUGGACCUUGAAGAACAACAUGCCCAUCCAACGGAUCUGCAAACGACGAAGCUGCAGGAACGCUCGAAUGCACUCCUGCGAAAGAUAGAGCAGUGGUGCAACAUUCAGUUGCUCUACAUGCCUGCAGUCGGACGCCUUCGUGCAGUUGAAACUGCAAACGUGCAAUCGCUCCGUGAGGAGAAGGCUCAUGAAGUCAAGCUGUGGUUUCCAUCGAAGGUCAAGGAGACCACUGAGCCAUGCGAGGAGUCGCUUUGCGUAUAUGAGUGGGAGUUGCGGCGUGCACAGGCACACGAAGCUCUGGACGAGCUUCGCCGACAACUCCGACUUCGUACUCACCUCUACAAGUUCAAGGAUGCGCACAUUCGUGGUCAACGAGCCAAUACUAGGGCGUCCACGGUGCUUAACAAAGUAGAACAAACCAUAAAAACUGCUGUUGCGAGGUAUCGCAGAGCCUGGUCAGCCGUCAAGACGCUAUCCGUGGUCCUGGGCAAGCCAAACUGGGAAGUCGAGCUGCCAGAGUUACGACCGGCUGAUGUUCGUGGGAUGACAGAAGGAGAAGCCGGGCAAUCUGAAGGCACCCGCACCUUGUCCUGGAUUUGGAAGACCCACGGUGUAGCUGGAGUUGGCGAAGACAGCGAGGCUGUCCUAUCUGAAGGAUUGCGUAUUGAAUGGUGCAAGUCUCGGGCACGCGCUAACCGGUGGGCCGAAGAAGUGGACCUCCUGCAAGAGGAGAUGCGGCGUGUAGCCAGCUUUCUUUCGUGGCAUGCUGGGUGGUGGGAGGAGCAGGCAAAUCGGAGGACCGCCCUAGCUGCACCCGAACAGGAGGGGAUCGAGGGGUAUGCGAAACGGCAGGCUGCUCUUCGUAGAGCCAUGCGGGACCGAUUCCAGAAGAUGUGGAGUGUCGUGCCAGCGCUUCUCCAGUCCACGUCGCCUGCAACAUCAGUGUUGUAG